GAUGGCGGCUGCAGCAGUGGUCGAGUUCCAGAGAGCCCAGGUCCUCGUUAGCACGGACCGCGACGCCUCCAUCGACAUCCUGCACUCCAUAGUGAGGAGAGAUAUUCAAGAGAGCGAUGAGGAAGCCGUGCGGGUCAAAGAGCAGAGCAUCCUGCUGCUGGGGUCGCUCCUGGCCAAGACGGGACAGGCUGCAGAACUGGGGGGUCUUCUGAAAUUUGUAAGGCCCUUCCUGAUUUCGAUCAGCAAGGCCAAAGCGGCCAAGCUGGUCCGCUCUCUGCUCGACCUCUUCCUGGACAUGGAGGCAGCGACAGGGCAGGAGGUCGACCUGUGUCUGGAAUGCAUCGACUGGGCCAAGGCCGAGAAGAGGACCUUCCUACGACAGGCUCUGGAGACUCGGCUCAUCGCACUGUAUUUUGACACCAAAAGAUUCCAGGAGGCCUUGGCGCUUGGUACCCAGUUGCUCGGCGAGCUGAAAAAGAUGGAUGACAAAGCUCUCCUGGUUGAGGUUCAGCUGCUAGAAAGCAAGACGUACCACGCCCUCAGUAACCUGCCCAAGGCCCGGGCCGCCCUGACCUCAGCCAGGACCACCGCCAACGCCAUCUAUUGUCCUCCGAAGCUCCAGGCAGCGCUGGACAUGCAGUCAGGAAUCAUCCACGCGGCCGAGGAGAAGGACUGGAAGACGGCCUACUCCUACUUCUUUGAGGCCUUCGAGGGCUACGACUCGGUCGACCACCCCAGAGCCGUCACAGCUCUCAAAUACAUGCUGCUGUGCAAAAUUGUUCUGAACGCACCAGAGGAGGUACCGUCCCUGAUCAGUGGCAAACUGGGCCUGCGACACACCGGCCGACAGACAGAUGCACUGAAAAGUGUCGCCCAGGCCUGUAAGAACAGAUCAUUAGCAGACUUUGAAACGGCCCAGAAAGAGUAUAAAGCAGAACUGAGGGACGACCCGAUCAUCAACACUCACAUGGCCACACUGUACGACAACCUGCUGGAACAGAACCUCAUCCGAGUCAUUGAGCCCUUCUCCAGAGUACAGAUAGGACACAUAUCAGAUAUAAUCAAACUGUCAAACGGGGAAGUUGAGAGGAAAUUAUCACAGAUGAUUCUGGACAAAAAGUUUCACGGAAUUCUGGACCAAGGCGAAGGCGUCCUGAUCAUAUUCGACGAGUCUCCGGUGGACAAGACGUACGAAGCCGCUUUGGAAUUGCUUCAGAACAUGAGCAAAGUCGUGGAUUCACUUUACAACAAAGCCAAGAAGCUGACAUAG
This is a messenger RNA of Limanda limanda (common dab), 1270 nucleotides long. RefSeq names its product proteasome 26S subunit, non-ATPase 11b (gene psmd11b). NCBI's taxonomy places the organism in Eukaryota, Metazoa, Chordata, Actinopteri, Pleuronectiformes, Pleuronectidae. The transcript is spliced from 12 exons. The record is from RefSeq and is a predicted model, not a curated record. Gene Ontology annotation, biological process: ubiquitin-dependent protein catabolic process. Gene Ontology annotation, molecular function: protein binding; structural molecule activity. Gene Ontology annotation, cellular component: proteasome regulatory particle, lid subcomplex. The coding region runs from base 2 to 1270 and encodes 422 amino acids.